Helianthus annuus (common sunflower) is the source of this 1839-nucleotide messenger RNA. Its product is annotated as auxin efflux carrier component 7. Gene Ontology annotation, biological process: auxin polar transport; auxin export across the plasma membrane. The record is from RefSeq and is a predicted model, not a curated record. The transcript has 5 exons. Gene Ontology annotation, molecular function: auxin efflux transmembrane transporter activity. Gene Ontology annotation, cellular component: plasma membrane; endoplasmic reticulum. The coding region runs from base 264 to 1574 and encodes 436 amino acids. Lineage: Eukaryota; Viridiplantae; Streptophyta; Magnoliopsida; Asterales; Asteraceae.
GUGGAGUCGCCACGGUUGGAAAGAAACCCAAGUCAUAGUUGAGGUUGACACUUGACACCCAUGUGUUGUGUUUACUUGUAUCAUACAACUUAAAUAGGACCCUCAACUUCUAUUCGACAUCCGCUUCGUCGACUUGUCGUCGUUACUUGCACCGUACAACUUACUAAUGCAUUACUAAGGUCAUAUAAGGAUUCAAACUAACUCUCACUUAACUGCUUCAGAAAAUCUCAUUUUCCUUCCAAAUACUUAACAAGCCAACAGAAAUGAUCAACUUUGGUGACUUGUAUAGCGUGCUUACCGCGGUUGUGCCUCUUUACGUUACCAUGUUCUUGGCUUACGCCUCGGUAAAAUGGAACAUUUUCUCACCACAACAGUGUGCAGGUAUCAACAGAUUCGUAGCCAUUUUCGCCGUCCCUCUAUUGUCAUUUGAGUUCAUUUCAAGGAUCAAUCCUUACAAAAUGAACCUCAAGUUCAUCGCAGCCGAUGGUGUGUCAAAGAUUUUGACACUAAUCGUCUUGUUUUUAUGGACAAAUUUGUCAAAAAGCGGAAACAUAGAUUGGGCUAUUACCAUGUUUUCACUUUCGACACUCCCAAACACACUUGUUAUGGGAAUCCCACUUUUGAAAUCAAUGUACGGUGAUGAUAAAGAGUCGAUCAUGGUACAAGCGGUUGUGUUGCAGUGUAUAAUUUGGUACACGUUGCUUUUGUUCUUGUUUGAAUAUAGGGAGGCUAAGAAUAUGGUAAUGGUGACAUAUGAAAAAGAUAGCACCAAUUGUAGUGUUAAUAGUGGUAGGGAGUUUCAAGAAAGAGUUGAGAGAAGUAGUUGUAGUGAAGAUGAUAUCGUUGAUGUGAUUCUUUCAACGCCUUCUAAUCCGCAUAUGCUUCAAAGUCUUAAUAGGGUAGCACCUGCGGCUUCAAGCGCAGUAGAAGAUGAGAAACGAGAGUUGCAUUUGUUCAUUUGGAGAUGCAAGUGUUGCACAUCUCCAGGAGUAUGUGAACAGUCGGUAGAAGUAUGCAGCAGGGAGAACGAGAAAGUCGAGAGUAAUGAAGAGCCGAACGUCAUUCAGUCUCCAGGAUCACCGGAAAUGUUAAAGAAAAUCUUGAAAAUGGUGUGUUUUAAGCUAGUGAAAAACCCGAAUACAUAUGCAAGCGUAUUUGGUUUAAGCUGGGCUUUGACUUCUUGCAGAUGGGGUAUCAAGAAACCACAGAUUCUUGAAAAUUCAGUUACUAUUCUCUCAGAUGCAGGCCUAGGAAUGGCUAUGUUUAGUCUAGGUUUGUUCAUGGCUUCACAACCGAAGCUUAUAGCAUGUGGGAACAGAUUAGCAGCAUAUGGUAUGGUAGCAAGGUUUGUAGCGGGACCCGCUGUGAUGGCGGUUGCUUCUAUAGCUGUAGGUCUAAGAGGCACAAUCCUACAAGUUUCUAUCGUGCAAGCGUCAUUACCACAAGGGAUUGUGCCUUUUGUGUUUGCUCGGGAGUACAACUUGCAUCCAGAUGUUCUGAGCACCGCGGUGAUAUUCGGAAUGAUCAUAUCUUUGCCUAUCACAAUGUUGUAUUACAUCUUACUAGGUCUCUAAAUGAAGCAAAUGACCUUGGGAAAUCAUAAAGAAGACUUGAUCGAUAAGUGUUCAUCAGUUCAUAUAUAAUUAUAUAUAUAUAGAGAUCAAGAUAAAGGCAUACGAUAGCUACAUAUGUCAAAACAAAGUUAUUUAAGUAAGAUUUUGAGUAGCACAAUGGUUAGUGUCAAAUGUAAUUGUUCUACAUUAUACUUACAUAAACUCUUACUCCAACAUAGCUAUGUAUUAUUCGGUCUUCAUAUUUACGCUCUUUGGCAUUUGGCAA